GUGAAGAGAGUCCAAUGUUGAGUGUCAGAUCGUCUGUGUAAACUCAAGAAUUAAUCGGUUAAUUAGUGUAAUCUGUUUACCUCCGAGUGUUUUUGACAGAUAAUUGAGGUCAGGAUGAUGAAUAGAGAUCAGUGAAAAUUCCCAUCCACCACCGUACCUGCGCACAGUUAACGGUAUACGUGUUAUUGCGAGCCACUGGGGCUCGAUUGUUGUCUCGGGGGGAUCGUUUCAGAGCGCGAUCGCCAGUUGCCAAGGCGACUGUUCAAUUUUGUGUUAUGAAAAGUCAAUUAAAGGAACUCAAAUUAAAUUAUUCCACAAUCGAGGCGAGAGGCAUUCAAAAUGGACUUUUCCCUGUUGAAUCAGUACGAUGGAACCGUCGAGGCUGAGCCUGGAGACGAGGGGAACUUGAUCUGGGAGGAGCAGAGUUAUGAGCUGGGGGUCGAGGGGUUCAUCCCGGCGACUGAACAGUUUGGGGAGGAGUACGAUGGCGCGGAAUUCCAGGAGACCCACACCCUGCUGGCAGAUGGGGGUCAUCGGUUUGGAGUUUCUACUCUUGUUUUUGAUACUGUUGAGGAGCUCAUGUGGAUGGGAAACCAAGGGGGCCAUGUGACUUCGUACUAUGGCUCAGGACUGCAGAAAUACACAUCGUUUCAAGUACAUGCAACCCAGGAAGUUCGACACAUUCACCCUAUUGACGAGGGAAUAUUGUGUUUGACUCAGACUGCACUCAGGGGACAACUGCGUCGAGGAAUUCCAUUAUUCACUCAUACGUCUCCAAACAUGAUAGAUAUGCAGUGCAUGCUUCAAUUCGGAUCUCGCCUGCUGAUGGGAGGUCAUCAGGAGACAAUCGUCGACUUCGACCUGAGCAGAGGAAAAGAGACGAGUUACGUGCACGUUGGGGAGAACGGUUGUGCAAUCUUGAGACAGCAUGGCAAGUUCAUUUGUGCUGGAAACCCAGCAGGCAGGAUCGACCUGAGGGAUCCCAAUUCCCUGUCGAUUGAGCACACACUUGACACUCACAGUGGAUCACUCAGUGAUUUUGAUAUUCAGGGGAAUUAUCUAGUCACGUGUGGCUUCAGCAACAGUCGACAGGGCCUGUCAGCCGACAGGUUCUUGAUGGUUUACGAUUUGAGGCAGAUGAGAGCACUCACACCAGUUACAACCCUGGUUUAUCCAUUUCUAUUGAAAUUCCUGCCGAGCUACUCGAGUCGACUGGCAGUUGUGUCUCCCCUGGGGCAGAUGCAGCUCCUGGACACUAUUUAUGCUGAUGUCCAGCCGUCGUUGACCUGUCUCUACCAGGUUGCAACGGGAGGGGCUAUGGUGCUGUCGUUCGACGUAUCUCCAACAUCUAAAUGUCUUGGUUUUGGUGAUGCCGCUGGAUCCAUUCACCUGAUGGCCACCAAUGCGCCAGAUCCUCAGUUUAACACGUUUUCAAGGCCAACAGAGUUUGCGGAUCCAGUGGAAACCCUCGAGACGAUAUCAUUCGAUGACAAUCUCACACCUUUGAGCACAGUUCCCAUGAUGUACACUGGACACACGUUGGCCAGUGAUUGGCCGGAGGAGUUCCUGAAGAAGAUCUAUCGGAAAACCCCAGCAAUAGAUCCAGAAAUACUGAAGACGAUGAAGAUGCAGGGAACGAUCGGUUAUGCACCGAAUCCUCAGGCAUUUCGGAGAAACCAAGUACCUUAUAAUUUGGAAAAACGAAGGGGCUUGGUGACAAAAUUAUUUGCAGGUGAACCAAGACCCAAGACUGAGGAUGGCACUUUCAUUGCCAUUCCUAAACGUUAUCGUAGGAUUGAAGUUAAAUAUUCGAGAUUGGGGUAUGACGAAUUUGAUUUUGAUCAGUAUAAUCUGACGAGUUUCUCAGGGUUGGAGGCAACUUUGCCGAAUAGCUAUUGUAAUGCGAUGCUUCAGCUGAUGUAUUACUGUGAUCCUGUCAGAUCAGCCCUCCUAUCUCACUCAUGUCAGAAAGAGUUUUGCCUCUCCUGCGAGCUCGGUUAUCUCUUCCACAUGCUGGACACCUCCAGAGGUACCCCAUGUCAAGCUGCCAACUUCCUGCGUGCAUUCAGGACAGUUCCAGAAGCAGCUGCUCUAGGAUUAAUUCUCAGUGAUCUCCACCCCGAAGCCAGGAGGAAGACCAGCCUGAUCAGACUAGUUCAGAGCUGGAACAGGUUCAUCCUCCAUCAGCUCCAUUACGAAAUCUGGGAAACACGAAAACGUCAGUUGGAAGAGGAAGAAGCUGCGCGUUCCAAAUCAGGCCCCAAGUAUCCACCAUUCGUGUACAACGAGCAGGAUUUUCCCAGUAUCCUUCAAGACCUUGGGUCACGAUACAAAAGCCAUGAUCUAGAUAAGAAGAAGAAAAAGAAACAAGAGGAGGACGGUAAAUAUAUGUGGAUCGCGGCGAAAGAAAACACAAACAAAAAAACAGACGAAAACGAAGUACGUGAAGAGGAAACUGAGAUAAGUAGAAUGUUCGGAGCUGAGCAGAUCCACAUUCACAGAUGCCUGAAGUGUGGACAAGAGGCGUCAAAGCACUCGAUAAUGCUCCUGAACAAUUUAAUCUACCCUGAAGUGACGAACCCCAACGAUGAGAUCCCCUUCACCAAGAUCCUCGCUCGAAGUUUAAAACCGGAGAAGGUGACACCUGCCUGGUGCGACGGCUGCCAGAAGUUCAGUCCAACACUCCAAAGCAGGAGAAUAACAAAACUCCCGAAAAUCCUGGCCCUCAACUGCGGCCUGGACACUCAACAGGAGAAAUCCUUCUGGCAGACCCAGAUGGACAUAAUCGUGCAGAAACUCAUGAACGGAAAGGACUCGAGUCCUUCCUCGAGCCCCAUCCCCAACAUGGUGAAGAUGUGUCGUUAUGGCACCAACUGCAUUCGCUCUGGCUGCAGAUUCAGGCACGUGGGGAAGGACUCUGAGCCCCAGCCCUCGCCGUCAGGGCCUUCGUCGACUCCAGUGCAGAUAGCAGCCCCUCCGAGCCAUCUGUACUACUCUCACUCCUGGAUUCCCCACUGCAUUGAAGUCUCCCUGGACGCGAAUGGGGAGUUGUCAGUUGGAAAGCUGGACAAGAUAAACCGAGAGGUUGUCAACAGCAAGCCAUUAAUCGUGGAGAAUGGCCAGGGGAAACUGUUGACAAAUGACGUCGAGAGAUCGUCGACCAGUGAGGACAGGCCCCCUGAAGAGAACUCCAGUCCAAAAGAGGGGGGAAGCGAUGACCCCAAGGUCGAGAAGAUUCAGUACACGUUGACAGGAGUCGUUUGCUAUGUGGAUGACAAGACGAGUGAGGAGAGACGUCACGUGGUGGCUCUGAUAAGGGUGGGGCCUAAUUACCACGAGAGGUCCACUGGGAGUGCUGUUGCCCAGUGGUAUCUCUUCAAUGACUUCAACAUAUCUGCGGUCACCCCCCAGGAAGCUGUCUGGUUCAAUCUAGAUUGGAAGGUGCCCUGUGUCCUGCAUUACACUGCUGUUCCAGCACCUGAGCCCGCAGCCCUCGUCAGCCCUCUCACUUCGGAUGUCUUCGGGGAAGACAAGUGCGUGGCCAGGAGUGGAGGCACCAGGGGCAUCACUUUUACUCCUCUAACUUCGGAUGAAAUGCCGAAGAAGGGGGAUCUCGUGGGGAUCGACGCUGAGUUCGUUACGUUGAAUCAGAAGGAGUCGGAGUUGAGGAGUGAUGGGAAGAUGUCGACCAUCAAACCGAGUCACAUGUCUGUGGCGAGGAUCACUUGUAUCAGGGGGCAGGGCCCACUGGAGGGCACUCCUUUCAUCGACGAUUAUAUCAGCACUCAGGAGCAGGUCGUGGAUUAUCUGACAAAAUUCAGUGGAAUCCAACCUGGGGAUCUCGACGCCAAUUUUAGUAGCAAACACUUGACGACCCUCAAGUCCACUUAUCAGAAGCUGAGGUUUCUCGUGGAUAAUGGGAUUAUUUUCGUGGGACAUGGACUUAAGAACGAUUUCAGAGUGAUAAACCUGGUAGUUCCAUCAGAACAAAUUAUAGAUACUGUGCUGUUGUUUCAUUUACCUCAUCGUCGUAUGGUGUCGUUACGAUUCUUGACGUGGCACUUUCUGGGUAAAAAAAUUCAGUCUGAAACUCAUGAUUCCACUGAGGAUGCUCGAGCUGCUCUGGAACUCUAUCACAAGUACAGGGAUUUGGAGGACAGUGGGAAAUUGAUGGAGGCACUCAAACAGUUGUACGAUGUAGGAAAUGAAUUGCAGUGGAAGGUUCCAGAGAGCUGAUCCAGGGAUGAAGAUCCUUUCGAAGGGGACCUGAAUACAGAAAUAGAAAAUUCCCACAUCUAAACUAUUCGUUCAUCUGUGUGACUUCAAUUAUUGAUCCACUAAAUCUCUCAAGGCAACUAUUUUACGGGUACAAUCGUCAUAAUAAUUUUUCAACUCCAUUUCUCAAUUUGUUUUGUGAUAUUCAGAGAUUAAUCUCUACCCAAUUUUUACGAUUCUUUAAUGUCUGAAGUUGAUGAGCCGUGGAGUGAGAAAAAUUGAGAAAAAUCAUUGUAGAUAAUUGUUUAUUGAUUCUCGAAUUUCAACUGCCCAAAGAAAUGCAAGACAAAAACCUUCAGGAUACGUAAAUUUGUAUUUUAAUUUUUGUAUGAUUACAAAUUAGUACGUUCCUUUUGCUUUUUAAUAUUUUUAUACGUAAUAUUCCAAAGAGAGAUUGUAAAUAUGCGUUCAACUCACACACGGCUGUAAUAACAAUCAUGAAUCUUACCUUACGUAAACUUGCAUGACUCAAGAGUGAUGAAUAUAUUUUUACCAAAACCUGAAUCAUCGUAAAAUUUGUAGACUAUUUUUGUAUGCGUUUUGAUGACAAAUAUAAACGAAACAAAAAUCAAA
Diachasma alloeum is the source of this 4848-nucleotide messenger RNA. It is a transcript of the gene PAN2, whose product is annotated as PAN2-PAN3 deadenylation complex catalytic subunit PAN2. Gene Ontology annotation, biological process: nuclear-transcribed mRNA poly(A) tail shortening; mRNA processing. Gene Ontology annotation, cellular component: P-body; PAN complex. The record is from RefSeq and is a predicted model, not a curated record. Lineage: Eukaryota; Metazoa; Arthropoda; Insecta; Hymenoptera; Braconidae. The coding region runs from base 340 to 4236 and encodes 1298 amino acids. Gene Ontology annotation, molecular function: protein binding; poly(A)-specific ribonuclease activity; nucleic acid binding. The transcript has 13 exons.